AUGUCUCAUGGGUGACCAAAAAUUUCACCAACAAACUUUUUGCUCUCCCAAAACAUUUUUAUUUGUCCAUACUUGACUUGCUGUUUCACAAACACAAAGGCGAUGCAAGGUGCGGCUAUGGCGACAUGUUCAUCAUUUUCAUAUGGGAGACCUCACCAAACCCUAGACUCUCCUUCUUCAACCUCAUCGCCUCUCUCCCAUCUCCCUCCUUUCAAGAUAUCGAGCUUUUUAGGCACACGCAUUUGGAAUUCGAGGAAGCAGAGUUUGUUGCGAAUUGGAUUUCGUGCUGCUAAUGGUAGCCGCGGCGGAGUGGUUAAGGCUGUUGCUACUCCAGAAUCAGCUGUUGAAUUGCCACUCACUGCAGAGAACAUUGAGAGUGUAUUGGAUGAAAUUCGACCGUACCUUAUUUCAGAUGGGGGUAAUGUUGCAUUACACGAAAUUGAUGGUUAUGUUGUACGGUUGAAGCUGCAAGGUGCAUGUGGCUCUUGUCCAAGUUCUACAAUGACUAUGAAAAUGGGGAUCGAGCGUCGUCUCAUGGAGAAGAUACCUGAAAUUGUUGCUGUUGAACAAGUACCUGAUGAAGAAACCGGCCUUGAGCUAAAUGAAGAAAACAUAGAAAAGGUCCUUGAAGAAAUAAGGCCAUUCCUUGUUGGAGCAGCGGGCGGUUCUCUAGAACUUGUUGCAAUAGAAGAGCCAAUUGUGAAAGUUAGACUGACAGGUCCAGCAGCUAGUGUUAUGACUGUUCGAGUGGCUGUUACUCAGAAACUACGAGAAAAAAUACCAUCCAUUGCAGCAGUUCAACUCUUGCAGUAGGGAAAUUCCAGAAUGCCAAGAGUCAAACCCUGAUGGUCUUGAGGUUAAGUCCGACGUGCUGAAAAUUUGUACAAUAUAAAGGGUACGUGAGAACAUGGUGGCAGGCUAAAGCACAUUACAGGUUCUGUACAGUUUAUAUGGUGACAACUCUCAGAUCUAGUUGUGUCUGUUAUAUUAAUCUUGUUGUCAGAAACGUCUUAUGUUCCAUGUUAUGGUUAAUCACCUGUAUACUAUCAGGACAAAUAAAAUUUAAGUGAAAUGUUGUACUCUCGUGUGU
Daucus carota subsp. sativus is the source of this 1090-nucleotide messenger RNA. Its product is annotated as nifU-like protein 2, chloroplastic. The coding region runs from base 103 to 813 and encodes 236 amino acids. The transcript has 4 exons. The record is from RefSeq and is a predicted model, not a curated record. Gene Ontology annotation, cellular component: chloroplast stroma; mitochondrion. Gene Ontology annotation, molecular function: iron ion binding; 4 iron, 4 sulfur cluster binding. Lineage: Eukaryota; Viridiplantae; Streptophyta; Magnoliopsida; Apiales; Apiaceae. Gene Ontology annotation, biological process: iron-sulfur cluster assembly.